AAACCCCACCCUCCGGCACAGCGGCUGUAAGCAGCGACGUUGGAGUGGUCCGAGGUGCUGGCCGCUGAAGGCUGACCGAGGAAGAGGAACGGAGUAAAAACUUCUCACGGAACAGUUCCGCAGUUUUGACACCGUCUUUAUGAAGCGGAGCACCGAAGUGACCCGGGCCCGGCGCUGAACUCCCAACAAGAACCAAAGUUAUCGGGAAUAGUUUGUUUUUCUUUCUUUCGGUUUUUUCCCUCCUCAGGACUGAAAAGCCAAGCAGAUUUGGAGAGCUCUUCCUGUUCCCAGAGUCGGCGGCUCGCAGUUUAUGUAUGAGCUCCUUCAUAACACAGCCAGCAUGGAUGUUUUGGAGCACGGGAAUGCGGGAUUUCCUGUGUGGUCACCGCAGUGUUGCGUUCAGGCGCACUUUCUGGGUCCUCGGGCUUAAAUAAUGAAGAGUGGUCAGCGCUUGAAACUUGUCGUAAAACACUGGUUGGCUGGACUGAAUGCUCCUUUUCCUGCUAUUCUUCUACUCCUCUCAGCGCUUCCUGCUUAUGGUGACCACUGCUCUUAAUGGCUAAAAAUACAUAAAAACCGAGUAUGGACUACCAAGUGUGUGGGAAAUGUUGAUUGGGACUCUCAUCUGUAAGCGGUUUCAUUCCUGAACAUUAAUUUUGAACUUUGACUCUUCGCACUUGCUGCUCAACAGUUGGUUGUUCUGAAUGAGGAGGGGGGAAAGGAGGACAAAUUCAGUCAUAAUGAGUUGAUUCCAGAGUCUUUUAAACACAGGAUGAUGAGAUGAUAAUUUACUCAAGCCAUGUGCGGGAAAACCACACACCACAUCAAUCUUUCAGAGAGUUAAUUACUGCUGACUUGUAGAGAUUUGAUAAAUGCUACGAAAAGCAAACCAUCUGAGGACUGCGGAAAUGGAAAGAUUUGAGUUUAAUCCAAGAACAAAUGGAAGACAUUUGACUUUCAUUUGUCCCUGAAUCCUUUUCCAUAGCCCACCUGUUGGUCUGACUUUUGAACACACCUCAUUGGUCCCUGAUGAGACAACAACAAAGACAGGAAAGGGAGCAAGGUGCAAUAAAGUACUCCUUUGUACUUUAUUUUCAGACCCCUGGAGUGAGCAGUCGGAUCCAGUCAGGCAAUAUAGUGGAGGUUCCAUGGAGCCGCUGAAGAACAUAUUCAGUCGUAGCUCGCUGUCGAACUGGAAGAACUUGGAUCAGUCCCAAAAAGGGAACUUCACCAACCCUGUAUGGACAGUUUUGUUCGACUAUGAGGCCUCUUGUAAAGACGAGCUCACCUUGCGUAAAGGUGACCUGGUGGAGGUUCUCUCUCAGGACUCUGAGAUAUCUGGGGAUGAGGGUUGGUGGGCAGGUAAGGUCAACAACAAGGUGGGCAUCUUCCCAUCCAACUACGGCUCCUUCAAGCCUAGUGGAUAUGCCAAGCUACCAGGUACCAGCGUGGUGGAGGAGCUGAACCGUGCCGUGGUUGGCACCGUUGAUCCCGAGGAGGUGGAUUUCCGGGAGCUGAGCUUGGAGGAGGUGAUUGGGGUUGGAGGCUUCGGGAAAGUGUAUCGAGGUACAUGGAGGGGUGAGCUGGUGGCCGUGAAGGCGGCCCGGCAAGACCCGGACGAGGACAUCAGUGUGACAGCGCAGAACGUGAAGCAGGAAGCCCAUUUGUUUGCCAUGCUCACCCACCAGAACAUCAUCGCCCUGAAGGGGGUGUGCUUGCAGGAGCCCAACCUGUGCCUCAUUAUGGAGUAUGCCUCGGGUGGACCACUGAGCCGGGCACUGGCCGGCCGCCGCAUCCCUCCUCACGUCCUGGUCAACUGGGCCGUGCAGAUAGCAAGAGGGAUGGUGUACCUGCACAAUGAAGCCAUCGUGCCGGUCAUCCACCGGGAUCUCAAGUCUAACAACAUCCUGCUGGCUCAGCCCAUAGAGAACGAAUGCAUGGAGGGGUUGACGUUGAAGAUCACUGACUUUGGCCUGGCGAGGGAGUGGCACAAGACCACAAAGAUGAGCACGGCCGGAACCUACGCCUGGAUGGCCCCGGAGGUCAUCAAGUCCUCCACCUUCUCCAAGGGCAGCGAUGUUUGGAGCUACGGUGUCCUGCUGUGGGAGCUGCUAACCGGGGAGGCCCCCUACAAAGGGAUCGAUGGUCUUGCCGUUGCCUACGGAGUCGCCGUCAACAAGCUGACCCUGCCCAUCCCUUCCACCUGCCCCGAACCCUUCGCUCAGCUCAUGUCAGAAUGCUGGGACCAGGACCCUCACCGACGGCCCGACUUUGGCUCCAUCCUGACGCAGCUGACCGCCCUGGAGCAGCAGGUGAAGGAGGAGAUGCCGCAGGAGUCGUUUCACUCGCUGCAGGAUGACUGGAAACUGGAGAUCCAGGACAUGUUUGACGAACUGCGGGCCAAAGAGAAGGAGCUGCGGUGCCGCGAAGAGGAGCUAAAGCGAGCGGCCCUGGAGCAGAAGUCCCACGAAGAGUUCCUGCGGCAGCGCGAGCAGCAGCUGGCCCAGUGGGAGCAGGACGUGUUCGAGCGCGAGCUCAGCCUCCUCAUCCUCCACCUGAACCAGAACCAGGAGAAACCCAACGUCAAGAAGCGCAAGGGCACUUUCAAGAAGCACAAGCUCAAGAGCAAGAACGGCGAGAAGAUCAGCAUGCCACAAGAUUUCAUCCAUAAAAUUACAGUGCAGGCAUCCCCAGGCCUGGAAAAGAGGCGGAACUCUCCGGAUUUGGGUUCGGGCUCCUCGCCGUCCUUCGGCCCACGGUUUCGUGCAAUCCAACUUACUAAACCAUGA
Molecule: messenger RNA, 2789 nt
Organism: Poecilia reticulata (guppy)
Lineage: Eukaryota; Metazoa; Chordata; Actinopteri; Cyprinodontiformes; Poeciliidae
Source: RefSeq, a predicted model, not a curated record